Molecule: messenger RNA, 1715 nt
Organism: Ostrinia nubilalis (European corn borer)
Lineage: Eukaryota; Metazoa; Arthropoda; Insecta; Lepidoptera; Crambidae
Gene: sqd
Product: RNA-binding protein squid
Exons: 8
Coding region: 110-1081 (323 amino acids)
Biological process (GO): regulation of gene expression
Cellular component (GO): nucleoplasm; chromatin
Molecular function (GO): RNA binding
Source: RefSeq, a predicted model, not a curated record
UUCCUUUCAUUCUUCUUCAUUUGGCAUUCGGUGUUGAAGGUCGUGCGUAGACCAUACUUUAGUUUGUAAUUCAAAUACCUAGUUAUUUAAGGUCGUGAUUAAACAAGCUAUGGCUAAUAACGAUAACUUUGCACAAGACGUUACGGAUAACCAGCUAAACGGAAAUAUGGAGAACGGUGGUGGCGACGGUCAACAAGACAAUGGCGAUGGCCCAGGCCGCGAUGACGACAGAAAACUCUUUGUGGGAGGCUUGAGCUGGGAAACCACAGACAAGGAGUUACGUGACCACUUCAGUGCAUAUGGCGAGAUCGAGAGCAUCAAUGUGAAGACUGACCCUAACACAGGCAGAUCCAGAGGGUUUGCAUUCAUCGUAUUUAAGGCGCCAGACUCCAUUGACAAAGUGAUGGCAGCCGAAGAACACACAAUAAACAACAAGAAAGUUGAUCCCAAAAAAGCAAAAGCAAGACAUGGUAAAAUAUUUGUUGGAGGACUCAGCAGUGAAAUUUCAGAUGAUGAAAUCAAGAACUUCUUCAGUAACUUUGGCACCAUAAUCGAAGUCGAAAUGCCGUUUGACAAAACAAAGAACCAAAGAAAAGGAUUCUGUUUCAUCACAUUUGAAUCUGAGCAGGUCGUCAAUGAGUUACUCAAGACACCUAAGCAGACCAUCGGUGGAAAGGAGGUCGAUGUGAAGAGAGCGACGCCGAAGCCCGACGGCCCCGGAGGCAUGGGCGGGCGCGGCGGGCGCGGAGGGCGCGGGGGGCGCGGCGGGCGCGGGGGCCGCGGCGGCUACGGCGGCCAGGGCGCGUGGGGCGGCCAGGGCUACGGCGGCUACGGCUACGGCCAGGGCGGCUACGGCGGCGGCUACGACGGCUACGGAUACGGGGGCUAUGGCUACGACGGCUACGGGGGCUACGGCGGUUACGAUUACUCCGGCUACCCCAAUUACGACUACGGCGGGUACGGAGGGUACGAGGGCGGGUACGGCGCGCGCGCGGCUCCUCGCGGCAAAGCUGGAUACCAAGGAGGCAAGCAGCGCGGUGGCGGCGGAGGCCGCGCCAACCAGAGGCACCAGCCCUACUAAGCAACUCACGUACCUGCCGAUAGUCAUCUCAGUCCAAUAGUAAGGUUAAGUCAUCGGUCAUGAGUGUCCCCCGCGCCUCGUCUCGCCGCGUCGGGGGCACGUCAUUUCAUUCCACAUAAUUUAAUUUAAGAAAGUAAUCUGUUUAAGAAAUUUUUUAAGGAUAAAAAUACUGUCGUAUGUAACGGUCGCGAACGGGAGGCCGCUUUGCAUAAAAUUAUUAUUAAUAUAGUAUGGAUUAUAGAUUCACUUGAGUAUUAUUGCCGAUUAGAAUCAAUUUUGACCUUGGAACUGAAACUAUAGUUGAUAUUAUCUAUUAUACAGAGCUUAUAAAAUAUGAAUGAAUAGUGUCCCCGUCGCCGCCAGCGGCCGCGGCGAUGUGUGCGCUAGGUGUGUGUGGGAGCCGCCCUCCACUUGCAGAUGAAUGUUCUGGAUCUCAUUGCAGAAAUGUUGUAGUUUUGUAUAUUUAAUUUGGUUAAUGAACAAUCAGAAUCAUGUAUUUUAUACAACUAGUUUCUUCCAUUGAAUAGGGAUGAAAUUAAAUUCUUAGAAUAAGUGAUUGGACAUGAACAAACUUCUGAAGAUAUACAUUGUGUAUGUCGCAAUAAACAAAUGUGUAAAUAAAAUUUUGACUUUU